Prorocentrum cordatum is the source of this 453-nucleotide messenger RNA. Lineage: Eukaryota; Dinophyceae; Prorocentrales; Prorocentraceae. The record is from the annotation of a GenBank genome assembly.
AUGCUCACCCGACUGAACUCGGACGCGGAGGGCGCGAUGAGCAGGCUAGAGCGUGUGAAGAGGAUGCUGGACCGCCUGCACUUGCGGGACCGCAACAGGUGUUUUUUCUGCAUCAUCCUCUGCAUGCUGGCCGCCCUGGUUGCCAUCUUCAUCAUGGUCGUGACGUCCUACGCCCGCGAUCCCGCGCCCGCGCUCGCGCCGCCGUGCGGGCGUGAGGCGGCCGCCGCUGUGGAGGCUCUGCGGCGCUCCGCGCGGGCGCCCCUCCCGAGGGAAGAGGCUCCAGGCCUCUAUUCGAUGGGAGCGGAGCACAGUCGGACCGAGCCAUCAUCAUCAGCAUCUUCGCCUCCAUCUUCGUCUUCAGCCCCCCUCCCGGGUGCCGGAUGUAGCGCUAGAGGCAGCGGCGCGCGUCCACGGAAGGCAGCGGCGCUGAAAAGGCGUCAGAAAGACCUCUGA